CUGGAUGUUGCGAUCGCUGCAGAUAGCUAAAGGUUGGGGGCAGCCGCUCUUGGAGGGGCAUCUUGUUUCAGUGAUCUUGAUCCUGGUGAUGCACAAAAUUGUCAAGUGAGCUGUCGCAACCAUGGGAAAUCCCUACUUUGACCCCGAGUACCAGCCGUACACGCCUUCGGUGCUGAUUGGGACGUCUGUCCUGUUCAUGAUACUUCCCAUUGCCGCUGUGGCCUUGAGGUUCUACUCAAGGAGUCUGGUGCAGGCCAACUUGGCAAUCGAUGACUGGAUUACCAUUCCGUCUGCCAUUAUUUGCAUAGGGCUGGCCGUGAACCAAAUCAUUGCCGCGGUUUAUGGCGGACUCGGCGGCCACCAGGAGCUUGUCGACGGCCAACUCGCCCACACCGAGCAACUCUACGCUUACGAGAAGACCAAGUACACGUACCACGUCCUCGGGACGCUGGGUCUCUGGGUCAUCAAACUGUCGGUCCUUCUCUUCUACCGCCGCAUCUUUCAAGUUCGCAUCUUUCGCAUCGUCAACGAUGUCUUCAUUGGCCUCACGGUCGCUUGGGGUCUGGCAUUCACAUUUGCCGUCGCGUUCCAAUGCUGGCCCGCGCAUAUGUUCUGGGAGGCCUUUGAAUCCGAGUACCCUCUAUACUGCGUCAACGUCAAGUCGUUCUACCUCGCUGUGGCCGUGUCCGACCUGAUCCUGGACAUUAUGAUCUUUGUCCUGCCUAUGCCGCAUCUGGCGACGCUGAAGAUGCCGUGGCGGAGAAAGUUGGCUGUUGGUGGCAUUUUCUUCCUUGGUUCCAUCGUUGUCGCGAUUGGCAUUGUGCGCCUUAUCAUUUUCCAGUGGGUCAUCGAGCUCAUGGAUACCGACCCCAUGAUCUUCGUCAUGGACGCGACUUGGUACUCGGCCGGUGUGCUCUUCUGGCAUCUGGCAGAGAAUGUCAUCGGUCUAAUUGGUUGCUGCCUGCCAACCUACAGGCCUUUCUUCAAGCGAUUCUUGCCCAAGCUCCGUCUGGGUUCGUCCAACAGAUCAACCGCUGCCUCCAAAUUCAACUCGACGAAGAGCAAGAACUCUGAGUACCAGCGCCAGCACGACGAUGACUGGCCGCUCAGCCGCGCUACUGCAGCAACGGGGGGUUCUUCGAGCUCCAGCACGGGUGACGAGGAGCAUGCACUUGGGAACCUGCCGAGAGACGGAAUUCUUGUGUCAAAGGAGUUUGGGACUGAUUCUACAAUCGUCCAUGAUGGGCAACCACGGGCGCUUUGACAUGCACGUACUUUACUAUAGACUGCUUAGCGGCGUUAUUUGCUUUGUAAAUAUGUCAUUCUGGCACCACGACGAGUCUGUGUUGUAGCACUGAAGUCUAGCAGUGAAUUGCUAAUUUCCCUGAUGCCGACACAAGGUAUCAUUGUUUGAAGGUGGCCUGAGCUCCGUUUUGUGAUUCACAAACACUCAAUAUAUAAUUAAUUAUCCUCCGCGCCGUCACUUAGUGCUAUAAAGGCUAUUUCGAAUCAUUAAUCUUCUCCCCUCCCUCUGACCCAUCCAGCCUGCUGUGAUACUCUGCAAACAAUGCCGCAACUGUCGUUCCACUCACUAGCAAGCCGCCCC
Molecule: messenger RNA, 1606 nt
Organism: Emericellopsis atlantica
Lineage: Eukaryota; Fungi; Ascomycota; Sordariomycetes; Hypocreales; Bionectriaceae
Exons: 3
Coding region: 122-1264 (380 amino acids)
Source: RefSeq, a predicted model, not a curated record